Messenger RNA from Tachysurus fulvidraco (yellow catfish), 3202 nucleotides. Its product is annotated as cell wall protein RBR3-like. The record is from RefSeq and is a predicted model, not a curated record. The transcript is spliced from 3 exons. Bases 104 to 3040 code for a protein of 978 amino acids. Lineage: Eukaryota; Metazoa; Chordata; Actinopteri; Siluriformes; Bagridae.
UUAUAUAAGUAGCACGUUUAAUUUAGAGGAGGUUUUGUAUGUGGACACGGUGUUACUUUUGUGUUAGUAGUGUGGCUUUCUUUUGUUAAGCAUACUUUGAGAUAUGUCAUGGAUAAUGAAGAGGCUCCAUCUAAUUUUCAUUGCUUUGGUUCUUUGGGGAAAUGCAAAUAGAUUUGGAGUGUGGAACAGAACCUUUGUUGUGGGUUGGCAAGCUGUAGAUUUUAAUACCACGGGGGACCAAAAUUUUCAGCUUGCUACACGUGUUCAACCUUUUGAGCUACUGGCUAGAAAAAGUGCAAAUGGAAAUGCUGUAGGAGGAAAUUCAGAAAGUCUUCUGCUUGCUUCUGAAGUCCAAACUGCUCAACAUGAUUCUAGUUUUGUUCAGUCUUCUGUUGAAAAUUCUAAUAGUCAAGCUGCUACUACAAACCAAAACCAGGACAAGGCUGAGGUGUCAACAUCAAAGAUCUACUGGUUUGAUUCUCUAAAGACUGAAAGUACUGGCACUUUGCUCUCUCAAGCUCAGUCUGCAGCCACACCAAACCUGGCAUAUGGAUCCCAAACCCAUUCAACAUAUGAGGCUCACUCUACAAUACCUGUUUCUGCUUCUACUUCUCAAGCACAGUCUGUGGGUGCUUCAACAUUGUAUCAAGGUUUAACCUCUGGCAGGUAUUUGCCUCCAUUGUCCCAGAGCAUUCCAUCCUCCUCCCAGUCUGUGGUCAGUACAAACCAAAUUACUGGAUUCCCAAACCAGACCUCAUACCAGCCUAGCACCACAACACAGGUUUCAGCAGGUCAAUCGGUUUCUACUGCUCAGGCACAAUCCACAUUGUAUCAAGGUUUAACAUCUGGCAGGUAUUUGCCUUCACUGAACCAGAGCAUUCCAUACUCCGCGCAGUCUGUGGCCAGUACAAACCAAAUGUCUGGAUUCCAUUGGCCUAGCACCACAACACAGGUUUCAGCAGGUCAGUCUGCUUCGUCGCAGGCACAGUCCAUGGGUGCUUCAACAUUGUAUCAUGGUUUAACCUCUGGCAGGUAUUUGCCUCCACUGAACCAGAGCAUUCCAUCCUCCUCCCAGUCUGUGGUCAGUGAAAACCCUAUAUUUGGAUUCCAAAAUCAGACCUCAUACCAGCCUAGCACUACUACACAGGUUUCAGCUGGCCAAUCUGUUUCUGUGUCCCAGGUGCAGGGUAGCUAUGGGGCUGAAACAUCAGGACAUACUAAAUGGUAUAACAUUUUACCUGGUCAGACGAUUCCAUCCUCUUCCCAAGUGUCUGAAAUCCAGAGGCAGUCAUUAAACCUACCUAGCUCUGCACCAGUCUGGGCAGGUCAGUCUACUUCUACAUCUCAAGCACAGUCCACGGGUGCUUCAACAUUGUAUCAUGGUUUAACAUCUGGCAGGUAUUUGCCUUCACUGAACCAGAGCAUUCCAUACUCCUCCCAGUCUGUGGCCAAUACAAACCAAAUGUCUGGAUUCCAUUGGCCUAGCACUACAACACGGGUUUCAGCAGGUCAGGCUGCUUCAUUUCAAGCACAGUCUGUGGGUGCUUCAACAUUGUAUCAAGGUUUAACAUCUGGCAGGUAUUUGCCUUCACUGUCCCAGAGCAUUCCAUCCUCCUCCCAGUCUGUGGUCAGUACAAACCAAAUUACUGGAUUCCCAAACCAGACCUCGUACCAGCCUAGCACCACAACACAGGUUUCAGCAGGUCAAUCUGUUUCUACUGCUCAGGCACAAUCCAUGGGUGCUUCAACAUUGUAUCAAGGUUUAACAUCUGGCAGGUAUUUGCCUCCACUGUCCCAGAGCAUUCCAUCCUCCUCCCAGUCUGUGGUCAGUGAAAACCCUAUAUUUGGAUUCCAAAAUCAGACCUCAUACCAGCCUAGCACUACAACACAGGUUUCAGCUGGCCAAUCUGUUUCUGUGUCCCAGGUGCAGGGUAGCUAUGGGGCUGAAACAUCAGGACAUACUAAAUGGUAUAACAUUUUACCUGGUCAGACGAUUCCAUCCUCUUCCCAAGUGUCUGAAAUCCAGAGGCAGUCAUUAAACCUACCUAGCUCUGCACCAGUUUGGGCAGGUCAGUCUACUUCUACAUCUCAAGCACAAUCCAUGGGUGCUUCGACAUUGUAUCAUGGUUUAACAUCUGGCAGGUAUUUGCCUUCACUGAACCAGAGCAUUCCAUACUCUGCCCAGUCUGUGGCCAGUACAAACCAAAUGUCUGGAUUCCAUUGGCCUAGCACUACAACACAGGUUUCAGCAGGUCAGUCUGCUUCAUCGCAGGCACAGUCCAUGGGUGCUUCGACAUUGUAUCAAGGUUUAACCUCUGGCAGGUAUUUGCCUUCACUGGACCAGAGCAUUCCAUCCUCCUCCCAGUCUGUGGUCAGUGAAAACCCUAUAUUUGGAUUCCAAAAUCAGAACUCAUACAGGCCUAGUACCACAACACAGGUUUUAGCAGGUCAGUCUGUUUCUACAUCUCAAGCACAGUCCAUGGGUGCUUCGACAUUGUAUCAAGGUCUAACUUCUGGCAGGUAUUUGCCUUCACUGGACCAGAGCAUUUCCUCCUCCUCCCAGUCUGUGGACAGUACAAACCAAAUCUCUGGAUUUAACCAGCCUAGCACUACAACAGCAGUUUCAGCAGGCCAGACUGCAUUUACAUCUCAGUCAGAGUCCAUUGGGGGUUUAUUGGGUCAAGGUCUAACCUCUGGCAGGUAUUUGACUUCAUUGGCCCAGAGCAUUCCAUCUUCCUCCCAGUCUGUGGUCAGUACAAACCGAAUCUCUGGAUGGCAGAAUCAGAUGACCUACCAGCCUAGCACUACAACACAGGAUUCAGAUGCCAAUUCUGUUUCUAUAUCUCAUGGUAGCAAUGGGGCUGAAACAUCAGGACAUGCCAAUUGGUACACAAGUUUACCUGGGCAGACUCUUGCAUCCUCCUCCCAAGCGUCUGAAAUCCAGAAGCCAUCAUUAAACCCACUGAUCGCAAAACAACUUUGGGCAGGUCAGUCUGUUUCUAUAUCUCAGGCUCCUUUCCAGCACACAUUGCCCCAGUAAUGCUGCAACUCUGGGCCCUCCCAAGCAGCUCAAAUGUGCUUUAAAUAUUAAGUGCUGCCAUUACUGAAGACUGCUGAUCUCUGAAUAUUUCCUCAUUUGUGGUACAUUAUUGGUUACUUGGAUGCUUGUCUGAGUAUUUUGUAAUAAAUGGAGAAUGCCCAA